AUGAACGCCUUGCGCGGCAUGCAGCAGAUGCAGGCGGGCGGCAUGCAGCGGAUGAUGAUGUUCCAUCACAUGAAGGUCAUGCAGCAGAUGCAGGCCAUGGCAGCGAUGCACCAGCGACAGCAAGCCCACGCCCUGUACGUGGCGUACCAGGCGCAGGUGUUGGCCCUUCGAGGCAGGCAGCGGUCAGAUCUUUCCGCCCAUCGAGGCGAGCACGCUCGGGCCACGGUGCGCCAGCAGAUGGCGCAGCUGCGGGCCGCCAGGCAGCACCAGGAGUCCCAGGCGCAGGCGCUGGUGUGGCAGCAGAUGCAGCAGGAAAUGCAGCAGAUGUAUGAGCAGCAGGAGGGCGAUUGGACGCAAGUUGGCUCCGGCAUGUGCGGCGGCGACGAGUGGGGCGCGCAGUGGGAGGGACUAGGGCGCACGGACAGAGCAGAGUGGAGGACAGUGCUCGGCGCCAUCGCCUGGGGCACUUCCAUGCUUCAACUCGAAAAGCAGGUCAGACAUGUGUUCACCAGAGCCUACUUAUCCCGCAGACUGAUCACCCCCUUCAAGGCGUACUGGGCGCAGCGCCCGCCGAUCGGCACAAGGAUCUUCUCCGUCGCCAUGGGCGACGCUCCCGGCCCCAACACCUACAGGCUCAGGACGGUCGAUCCCGCCUGGCUCAACCUCAGGGGCAGGCCCCCUGGGAACGAGGACACGACCCAGGACAAGGCCGAGAACCGCAAGGCCGGCAGAGAACAAUUCCCGGACCCUGGUAACGAUGUGGGAAUCUCAACCGACAGUGCGGGUGCAGAGUAG
Molecule: messenger RNA, 795 nt
Organism: Prorocentrum cordatum
Lineage: Eukaryota; Dinophyceae; Prorocentrales; Prorocentraceae
Source: the annotation of a GenBank genome assembly